Molecule: messenger RNA, 480 nt
Organism: Rotaria sp. Silwood2
Lineage: Eukaryota; Metazoa; Rotifera; Eurotatoria; Philodinida; Philodinidae
Source: the annotation of a GenBank genome assembly
AGCAGUAACUGUACUGCUACUGCUACAGCAACAACAAUAACGACAACAACAACAACAACAACAACAAUAACAACUACAAAUUCAAUAGGAGAAAAUUGCCAAGCACUUCGAGAUGAAUUAACACGAGUAAAGUUAGGUUUAGGUAUUGGGUUAGGUUCUGAAAUUAAUCAAUUAAAUAAUAAUUAUUAUGAUUCAUUAUUUUAUUAUGAUCAAAUAGCAUUAAAAAUAGAUUCAUCAAAAUUAAUUCAAUCAUUAUGUUUAUGUAGAUUUAAUCAUAUACUUGAACCAUAUUUAAAUCAAAUAUCAUCAUUAUCUGAUCAAAUGUUUUAUUGUAUUCAAUUAACAUCAAUAUUCACUGAACAAAAUAAAUUAACACAAUGGAAUAUAUAUAAUCAACAAUCAUCAAAUAAUAUUUGUGAUAAUAUUUUAUCAAUAAUACAACGACAAAUACAUAUGCCAUCAUCAUCAAUAUCACAAUGA